Molecule: messenger RNA, 3540 nt
Organism: Paramecium sonneborni
Lineage: Eukaryota; Ciliophora; Oligohymenophorea; Peniculida; Parameciidae
Source: the annotation of a GenBank genome assembly
AUGUUCUCAUUAAUAUGGAUUUUAAUUAUGCAAUAUUCAUUUGCUAUGAAUUGCUAAUGUAACUAAACUUAGACAAAUAAAUGUUUAAUAAAUUCAGAUUGCAAAUUUAACUUAUCUCCUCAAAAUAUGAGUUUUUCUUUUGAAUUACUUUAAAUAGAAAAUUGUAUAGUGACGAUAUGUAUACAUUAAUAUGGAAAUAGAGCAUAAUUGAAUUUUAGUUAAUUGUCAAUAAAAAAUUCAAUUAUAAAAUAUGAUGAGGAUUGUGAUUCCUAUUUAAAUCUUCAUUUAGUAUUAUAUGGAGAUGAUAUAAGUAUAAAUUUAUCAAAAAUUUUAUUUCAAAGCAAAAACAAUGUAGACUUUAGAUUUGUAAUUAUGAAUAUUAUGAUUAUCUAAGAUACAUAAAUUUUGUUAAAAACCAUAAGUGUGUGUGCAAAAAAUUUAUUAAUAAGUAAUUCUACUUUAAAAAGUGAAAUGUGGAAUAAAUCAGAGUGUUCAUGUUUAAACAAUAAAAAUUGUUCUGAUCCUCAAGAAAAUAAUACUAUUUAUAGUUUUGUAGGUUAUAUUACUUAAAACUUUUCUAAUUUGACACAUUAAUAUAUAGAAAGUUAAUGGUAAGAAUAAUUUGAUUGUAGUUUGUUUAACAUAAAAAAUAUGAGUUAUUUUUCUAUGUUAUUUUCAGUUUAGAAUGAAUUUAAUUUGAUAUAGUAAUCAAAAAUAAAAGGUUUUUAUGUUGGUAUAUAUUCAUAUAUUUUAUCUAUUGAUAAUACAAGUGAAAUAUCAGGUAAUGGUAUGGGAUAUUUGAUAAAUGAAGGAUUAGGUUGUGGUUAUACAGAUAGAAUAAUAGGAUUAAGAUAAUAAUGUGGAGGUACUGGUGGAAGUCAUGGUGGUAUGGGUGGAUUUUCUAUAAGUCCAAAGACAAAUUAUAAUUAGUUGUGUUCAUAAUUAAAAAGUAAAUUCAUAUAUGAUUAUCCAUUCUAUCCUACAUUACCUGGUAGUGGUGGGGGAGGAGUAACAGAUAGAAAAUAAUUUUAAGAUAUAGAAAUAUAAGGAUCAGGAGGAGGAGUAUUAUAUUUUGAAGUUCUAAAUUUAAUAAAUAAUGGAAAACUUACAUCAGAUGGUAUAUCAUAUAUUGAAUAAUCAUUAUAUGGGAGUGGAAGUGGAGGAUCCAUUUAAAUAAGAGUUAUCUAUUUUAGUGGAUAUGGUCUUGUUUCAGCUAAUGGAGGUGGUAUUAAUUAUCAAGAUGAUUAAAAUCAAUAUCAAUUUGCUAGAUAAAAGUUUUAUUAGACAUAUCAAGUUUAUGGAGGCUUUGGAGGAGGAGGAAGAAUAAGAUUAUUCUAUUUCAAUAUUACUGAAAUGAUUAAAAGUACUUAUUAUAACUAUACUAAUAAUACUAUACAAGCUAAUUAUGGAACAAUUUCAAUCUAACAAAAAUAGUUUCUCAAUAUAUCUAAUUAAUCUUUAAUCAAAUAUUAAGGCUCCAUCACACCAACUGGAUGUCCUUAGGGAUAAUUUGGUUAUUUUUGUCAAAAUUGUUCUUUAGGAUAUUUUAAAAUGCUUUACGGUUAAGCUAAAUGUUAACCAUGUUUUAAUUCUAUAAACUCAAAAACUACUAUUUACAUAUAAUCAGGUGAAAGUUCACCUUUUUGUUAAAUUUAAUGCAAAGAUGGUUAAGAAUCAAAAUAUAAUUAAUGUUUUAUUGGGUUAGCAGAUUUUUCAAUGAAUAUAGGUGGACAAAAUGUAAUUUUUGCAAUUUUAGUUGUAAUAAUUUUAUUAUUAAUCAAUAUUGCUAUUGUUUGGGUUAAUAGAGAAAGGAGUAAAAGUAAGCAAAAAUCUUUAUAUGGCUCUUAUGAUGAAACAUCUCUUUAAUAGAUGGAUCAAACUCUAUAUAAUUUAAAUAACAAAACUUUUUUAAUUAGUUAAGAUCUUCAUUUUCAUGUGCGUAGAAUUUAUCUUGGUGGUAACAAUACUUAUUAAAAUCCAUGGUCUAUUUAUUAAGAAACAUUUCUGGAUACUGAUCUCAAUCAAGGAAACAAUUAAAUUUUAGAAAAAUUAUUUAAUACAUUCAAUGAAAAAGCUAAAUUUACAAUUCUUUAAACAAUCACAUUAUAAUUUUUAAAAUUUUAUUAUUAUCCUUUAUAUAUUUGGAUUCUUUAAUUAAUUUAAACAAGCAAAUUUCAUACACUCUCCAAAUUAUUUGUUUAAUAGGAUUAACUUUUUAAUGAAAUAGAUCCUGAAAAAGAUAAAAUUAAACUUAAAUUUUCAUGUUCUAAAGAUAGAACUCUAGCAUUUAUUGAUAGACUUAAUAUCGCUUGGAAAAUUGUUGAAUAAAGUAAUACUUUAGAAUUACCAAUAUAUUUCAUUUUAAGUGGAUAAGGUACCUUCUCUUCCCCAUUUUAAAUUAAUACUCAUGAUGCCCUUAUUAAAAGAUUAUGGUAAUAAAUAGGUUUUAAUAAUAAUGAAGAUGACAUCAAUCUUUUUGAAAAAUUUGUAACUAAAUUUAAUUAUUAUGCUGUAUAGAUAGAUUUUAGAUAAUCUUAAUCAUCAUUUACCAAAAGAUUUUUAGAUCUUCUUAAUUAUACAAAUCUAUAUAACUAUGAAAUUUUUAUUAAAAAUCAUGCCAUUUAAGUUGAUAUUUGCAUUCAUAUUAUAGCUUUGAAAUCAACUUCAUAAAGUUAAGUAUAUAUACUUGGAAAUGCAAAUUAAAGAGAUCUUGAAUUCCUACUCAAAUAAAUUCAUAUAAUGAAUAAUUUACCUAAAAAAUUUAAUAUCAAAUUAUCUAUCAUAUUUAAUCAUUAUAAGAAAGACAGAAUUUUUAAUUUAGAAACAUUUAAUAAUUUAGCCUAAAAUAUUAAUGAAUAAUUCCAAAUUAUUGUAAAUUAAGAUAAAGAAGAACAAAGAAAUCAAGUAUAAAUGGAGAAAAAAAAGAUGUAAUGCAAAAUAAAUCGUUUUAAGUUAGAAGGAAUGAAAUAAUAUAAACUUAAAGGAUUGCAAAAUGUUAAACGAUUUUUUAUUUGGCUUUUUAGUUAAAUAACUAGAUAUCGAGGUAGUAGAGUUAAUUAAGAAUUUCUUAUUGCAGGAAUCUGUAUUGUCUUUGCUAUUUAAUGGGUAUUAUUUAUUUAUUAUUCUUAUAAAGUGUUUUGCCAUAGCUUAUCCAGUCAUUUUGUUAAAACUUGUUCUUGAUAAGAAUUAAGAUGAUAUUUUUUAUGCUGAAUUUAUCACUUAAAUUAUUAUAUUCCCUGUAGCAUAAAUUACAAGUUUAGUAAUUCUUUCUAUUUGGGUAAUACAAUUUAAAAAUAUAAUUAGCUUCUAAAAUAAACAAGAAAUUAUGGUAAAAUGUAUCUUUUAUUUAAUUUAUGUGCUUUAGCAAGUUCCUUUAUUGAAUUUGUUUAUGGAUGUUAUGAUUUAUUCAACAUAAAUUCACUUGUUGAAUAUAAUCUAAUUAAGUUAUUUCCUUUCUUUUUCAUUAUGCUUUAAUCGCAUUUAGUUUGUUUAUAGAUGAAUUUUAAUGAACUCAAUAAAACCAAAUAUUUUGAAAUUUGA